Molecule: messenger RNA, 1943 nt
Organism: Malus domestica (apple)
Lineage: Eukaryota; Viridiplantae; Streptophyta; Magnoliopsida; Rosales; Rosaceae
Product: MLO-like protein 1
Biological process (GO): defense response
Cellular component (GO): membrane
Source: RefSeq, a predicted model, not a curated record
AUACCGGAUCAAAAUUAUGUAAAGUAGGCUUGUUUCUGAAGUCGUAGGCGGCCAUCGUUAAAUUCAGAUAGAAGACGUCUGCGACUUUAAAACAACAACGAUCAGGCCGUGUCUCGCUUGUGAGCAACUUUGGUGCCUCUCUUGGUUUCACGAGGCAGAAACCAGGAGAGGAUACUCUCAGAAAAACCAGAAAAAGAAGAAGAAGAAGAAGAAGAAGAAGAGAAAUGGCUGGUGGUGGAGAAGGUCCAACGCUAGAGUUCACGCCAACAUGGGUGGUGGCGGUGGUGUGCACGGUCAUCGUGGCUAUAUCUCUCGCGGUAGAGCGGGCCCUACACUCCGGCGGCAAGUACUUGAAAAAGAAGAAGCAGAAGCCGCUGUACGAGGCGUUGCUCAAGGUGAAGGAGGAGCUGAUGCUGCUGGGGUUUAUCUCUCUCCUCCUCACUGUCUUUCAGAACAGGAUCACCAAAAUCUGCGUGAACCCUAAGAUUAUGGACAAGUGGCUGCCAUGCAAACUCCACCAUGACGGUCAUCUGGACGGCAAAGAAACAGCCCAUUACUCCGCCACCUCCGUGUUUGGCGGCAUUUUUGGACCUACCAGGAGGCUGCUGGCUGCCGGGGCUAAGGCUCAACAGGGUUACUGUGGCAAAAAGAAUAAGGUACCAUUGCUAUCAGUUGAGGCAUUCCAUCACCUGCACAUCUUUAUCUUUGUCCUAGCCAUUGUCCAUGUGACUUUCUGUGCUCUCACUAUUGUCUUCGGAGGUUUAAAGAUACGUCAAUGGAAACAAUGGGAGGAGGAAAAUGCAAAAGAGAUUAGUGAAGUAGAUGAAGCUCAAACAAAGAUCACCCAUGUUCAGGAGCAUGACUUUGUCAAGGAUCACUUUUGGGGUAUCGGUAAAAAUUAUCGUGUGAAGGGAUGGCUGCAUUCUUUCCUCAACCAGUUUUAUGGAUCAGUGUGCAGAUCAGACUACUUGACUUUGCGACUCGGUUUCAUCUCGACCCAUUGCAGGGGAAACCCCAAGUUUAAUUUCUACACGUACAUGGUACGCGCCCUUGAAGAUGAUUUUAAAAGAGUCGUCGGUAUCAGUUGGUAUCUUUGGAUAUUUGUGGUCAUCUUCAUGCUUAUGAAUGUCGAUGGAUGGCAUGCAUACUUCUGGAUUGCAUUUAUUCCUUUCUUUCUUCUACUUGCUGUUGGAACUAAGCUGCAGCACGUAAUCACCCAGUUAGCUCAUGAAGUUGCUGAGAAGCAUAUCGCCGUAGAAGGAGAACUAAUAGUUCAACCAUCAGACAAGCACUUUUGGUUUGGCAAGCCCAAAUUUGUUCUCUUCUUGAUUCAUCUCAUCCUCUUCCAAAAUGCUUUCGAAAUGGCAUUCUUUUUCUGGAUAUGGGUUCAAUAUGGUUUUACAUCUUGCAUAAUGGGAAAAGUAAGAUACAUUGUCCCCAGGCUUGUUAUUGGGGUGUUCAUUCAGGUGCUCUGUAGUUACAGUACUCUACCACUUUAUGCCAUUGUCACGCAGAUGGGAACCAAAUUCAAGAAAGCAAUAUUCGACGAGGGUAUACGCUCGGGACUUAUUGGUUGGGCUCAGAAGGCAAAGAAAAGGAAGGCGAGCAGCGUCGACGGAUCUGGAUCUACCUCUGGUUCCUCCGUGGGAGUUCAGCUAGGCAAAGUUAACCAAAAGACAACGACCAAGGGCUGAACAUCUCUUCUUCACAUGAUAUAUAUCUUUUUGUAGAGUCAAAUAUAGCCGUAGCUCUCACCACCCUCAAGAUUAUUCUUCUGCAUAGGGGGGCCUGAAGAACUCAAAUGUCAAAUCAUAUAAUUUACUACGAAUUUUUAUGAAAUAUUUCCGAUUCGGAAUGUAGAAAUUAUAUUCAGGAAUCAAGGUAUUAUGAAUUAUGUAUCCAGUUUUUCCAAAUUUUCCAUACAUAAUUCCUUUUGGACCUGA